UAGUCACAGUAACAGUUAUGUCGACGAUUUUCAACAAAGGAAGCGUCUACUUCGGCGUUAUUUGGUCGUCAUAUUGCGUCUUGGGCGGUGUCGACUUAUAUGACAAGAGAUAUGGAACCAGUCGCUAUUGGGCUGCUGUGCUGCUUAAUGUUCUCGUGACUUUGGGGUUUCCGCUGAUGCUUUUCAUGACCAUGUUCAGCUUCGAGCUGCCGCUGGACAAUCUGGUCAACUUCAAUAUAUCGCUCACCUCGGCGUCCGCCUCUGUGAAAUUCGUAAUUUUUGUCAUUCGGCUGAAGAAGAUUGUGGAGAUCGAGCAGCGAGUGGCUCAGCUGGACAGGCGUGCGGACACGGAUGAACAACGUUCCUACAAGGCCCAAUUGGCCAGGAAGCUAGUCAUCAUGUCAACUGUGUAUAAAUACAUCUAUGGCUGCGUUGUUGUGACGUCGAGCGUCUCCUUUCUGUUUUGCAAGGAGCGCUCGUUGCCAUUCCCAGCCUGGUUUCCAACGGACUGGACUACUUCGCUGACCAGUUACAUAAUUGCUGUGAGUCACCAGAUUCUCGCAAUAGUCGUUCAAGUGCUGCAGAACUUUGUGGAUGAUCUGUUUCCGCCAAUGAUCUUCCUGAUCAUUGUUGGCCAAUGCGAGCUGCUCAUCCAGCGACUCUCGAGCAUCGGCUAUGACCAAAGUGACCAGCGCGCCAACGAAUGGAAGCUCAUCGAAUGCAUACGCGAUCAUCAAAAGAUUUUUGAACUCCACGAGCUCACCAUGGAGGUCAUCUCGUGGCCCUUGCUGGUGCAGUUCGUUGUGAUCUCCAUCGACGUGGGCACCGCCCUGUGUGCUCUACUAUUUUACGCCGAGAAUAUGAACGAUAAAGUCUACUUCAGCUCGUUUAUUUUCGCCAUGACUAUGCAAAUAUUUCCCAUUUGCUAUUAUGGCACUAUGGUCGAGUAUUCGUUUGGUCGUCUGCACUAUGCCGUCUACAGCAGCAAUUGGGUCGAUCAGAGCAUGUCCUAUCGCAAGAGCGUACUCAUCUUUGUGGAGCGCACUCGACGCUUGCCCAAGCAAAUGGCGGGCAACUUUAUACCGAUUGCUUUAACUACGUUCCUCGCCAACUGCAAGGCGGCCUACUCCUUUUGUACGUUGCUCGCAGAUAGUGGAUCAAAGUAAUCUGAAGAGUGGAUGUAGAGUGGAUUAUAAAACUCAUGCAAGUAAUACAUAGAAAGAAGGAAAACUUUUCUCAAAACUCCCAAGUAGUAAAGCUGAUAUAUAUUUUAAUAGCAUAUAUUCAAAGUUUUUGAAAGCACA
Molecule: messenger RNA, 1304 nt
Organism: Drosophila navojoa
Lineage: Eukaryota; Metazoa; Arthropoda; Insecta; Diptera; Drosophilidae
Product: odorant receptor 23a-like
Biological process (GO): detection of chemical stimulus involved in sensory perception of smell; sensory perception of smell
Cellular component (GO): plasma membrane
Molecular function (GO): olfactory receptor activity; odorant binding
Source: RefSeq, a predicted model, not a curated record